CCCCGGCAUGGACGCGGCGGCCGACCUGGCGCAGCGGCUUCGGGCAGCGUUGCGGGAAGAGGAGCCGCGGGCGGUGGAGGAACUGCUGAGCCGCGGCGCCGACCCCAACCUGCUGCUGGCGGAUGGCGCGGCAGCCAUGCACCUGGCGGCGGGAGCCCGGCACUCGCGCGGUCUGCGCUGUCUCGAAGCCCUGCAGCGCCGAGGCGGGGACGCCAACUCUCGUUCGGUCGAGGCCCUGACGCCGCUGCACGUGGCUGCCGCCUGGGGCUGUCGCCGUGGCCUGGAGCUACUGCUGGGCCACAGAGCGGACCCCGCACUGCGAGACCAGGACGGACUGCGGCCGCUGGACCUGGCAGAGCACCAGGGGGCCCAGGAUUGCGCGCGCGUCCUUCGGGAGUUCCAGACUCGGACCAAGACCUCGACCCGGACCCGGGCAGAGAGCCAGGAGCCUGAGCCUGAGCCCGAGGCUGACGGUGACCCCUCUGGACCUCCCAAUGUGACCCCGGGCUCCACAGCACUGGGCAGACGUGAUGGCAGGGACAUGGGCCUGGAGGUCAGCCCCAGAACCCCCAGCCUCCUUGCCCACCCUGAGAUUGCUGACAAGGAUAGCGGCUUGGAGUCCCCCCCAGGACUAUGGGACUACUGCUCAGAUACCUCCUUUGUCACUGCGAUUGAAGUUUCUGGAACUGAAGAUCCAGCUCCGCAUACCUCCUCCUGGGCUGGGCCAUUACCCCAGACCAAGCAGGGACUCCUGCCUGGUAUUCGACCUUCCCAGAGGAUGCCAAGGUCUCCAGGUACCCCACAGCUGGUGCAUCGAGCUGCCAGGGCAGACAGGGAGGCAGAACUAAAUACCCGUCUGCAGGCCCUGACUCUGACCUCUCCAGAUGCCUCCCCCUCCGCCAUAUCCCUCCCUGGUGGGAGCCCUGCCCCAAGUCCCCCUUGGGAACCACCACCUGGACUCCCCGACUCCCCCUUCCUAAAAGACGAAGAGGUGUCCCUCGACAGUGAUGUGGCUGCCCUCUGGCUGACGGAGGACGAGGAGAGCUCCACAGGUGGCAGGGACCCUGUCCCCUCUUGCUGGUGCCCUCCGGUCCCUGCCAUGUCUGACCUGGAUUUGCUGCGAGGGCUCCGAGUACUUGGCGAGAGUCCUGGCCCCAUCACACCCUUCCCUCGGCCAUACCACCUCCGACGGCUGGAAGAAGCCCAUGGUGCUCCUGACUUUUCAGGGCACAGCCCAGAGCUCGCCGAAGCCCUGCGGACAGGCUGUAUCCCAGAUGCCCAGGCAGAUGAGGAUGUGCUUGCCCAGCAGUUUGAGCGGCCAGAUCCCAAGAGAAGGUGGCGGGAGGGGGUCGUGAAAUCCAGUUUCACGUAUCUACUGUUGGACCCCAGGGAGACUCAGGACCUGCCAGCUCGAGCCUUCUCACUGACCCCCGCUGAACGCCUUCGGACCUUUGUCCGUGCCAUCUUCUAUGUGGGGAAAGGGACACGGGCCCGGCCGGAUGUCCACCUCUGGGAGGCCCUCAGGCUCCGUCGGCAGCCAGGAAAGCAGGCCUGCCCCAAAGUGCACCAGAUCUUGGACAUUUGGGCCAGUGGUCGUGGCGUGGUCUCCCUGCAUUGCUUCCAACACGUGGUUGCUGUGGAGGCUUAUACUCGAGAGGCGUGUCUUGUGGAUGCUCUAGGGAUCCAGACGCUGACCAACCAGAAACAAGGACACUGCUAUGGAGUCGUGGCGGGCUGGUCAGCCACCCGGCGCCGCCGCUUGGGGGUGCAUCUGCUGCACCGCGCCCUCCUUGUCUUCUUGGCUGAGGGUGAGCGAGAGCUGCGGCCCCAGGACAUCCAGGCGCGUGGCUGA
This is a messenger RNA of Neomonachus schauinslandi (Hawaiian monk seal), 1852 nucleotides long. It is a transcript of the gene ANKLE1, whose product is annotated as ankyrin repeat and LEM domain containing 1. The transcript has 9 exons. Gene Ontology annotation, molecular function: endonuclease activity; protein binding. The coding region runs from base 8 to 1852 and encodes 614 amino acids. NCBI's taxonomy places the organism in Eukaryota, Metazoa, Chordata, Mammalia, Carnivora, Phocidae. The record is from RefSeq and is a predicted model, not a curated record.